This is a messenger RNA of Vigna unguiculata (cowpea), 968 nucleotides long. RefSeq lists its product as uncharacterized. NCBI's taxonomy places the organism in Eukaryota, Viridiplantae, Streptophyta, Magnoliopsida, Fabales, Fabaceae. Gene Ontology annotation, cellular component: chloroplast thylakoid membrane. The record is from RefSeq and is a predicted model, not a curated record.
ACAUAAAAAACAAGAAAAAAAUUUGAACCAUGAGUUAAUGGGCCCAUAACAAAGGACUCUUAUAGUGAUAGUAGAACUUCAAAAUCCCGUUGGAGAAGUCCUUCCAGCAAUAAUCAGAAAGCGGUGCCACGUGUGAUAAAGAAAAGUGAUUGGCUGAGACUGUGGUGAGAAUUGCAGCAAUGGCCACAGGAUUUGCAUCUUCCUUAAUCUCAUCUUCCCCACACAUUACAACCUUUCUUUCUUCUUCUUCUUCUUCUUCUUCUUCUCUGCACUCAUACCACCCUCUCAGAACAACCACUCUUCCAUCUCUCUCAUCAAACUUCCCCAUCACAACCCCAUUCAAAAAAUCCAUCCUUUUUCACAACCCACUCCGACCCAUUAUUCUUCUUCCUCCUCCUCCUGCCGCCGCCGCCGAAGAUGUUAUCUCUACGGCGGAAACCACGGCGGCUGCUGUGGAGAAGUUGUACCCAACCACCGAUCAAGGGGUGGCCACUGUCGUAUCCGCGCUUUUCUUUUUGGCUUUCCUUGGCCUAUCCGCCAUCACUAUUGGGGUGAUUUAUCUAGCAGUGGUGGAUUUCCUGCAGAAGAGAGAGAAGGAGAAGUUUGAGAAGGAAGAAGCAAGUAAAAAGGGGAAGAAGAAGAAAAAGAAGGUGGUGGGAAGAGCCAGAGCUGGACCCAGAGGAUUUGGGCAAAAGGUUGUGGAAGAGGAUGAAGAGAAAGAUGAUUAAGAUAAGAACCAAUUUCAGGUCAUCUUUCCUUGCUUUCAAAUCCAAUUUUACUGUCACCUUUUUAAGUUUUCACUGUUUUCAAACCAGACAUGUUUUAACAGUGGAUAGUGAGUAAUUUACGAUGUUGUCGGAUUAUUAGUUAAAGAAAUUCAUUGCAACAUAGGAAAUGUUGGAUUGGAUUGGCCUUUCAUUUGUCCUUAUUGUUCAUUAUUGGCUUUUAUUUGAAUUUAAUUCGAUGAA